This is a messenger RNA of Plasmodium fragile, 1560 nucleotides long. RefSeq lists its product as uncharacterized. The record is from RefSeq and is a predicted model, not a curated record. Lineage: Eukaryota; Apicomplexa; Aconoidasida; Haemosporida; Plasmodiidae. The coding region runs from base 1 to 1560 and encodes 519 amino acids. The transcript has a single exon.
AUGCAAGACACAGAAAGGAAAAAGGAAAAAAUGAAAUUUAAGUUAAACAGCGGGGAGAAAAAGAACCUCAUCAGCGUAAGCAUUAGAAAAAAUGACCAGAGUGCCAGGAGCAAUCACAUAAAUGGGAGCAACAGCCCCCAUGUGAGUAGUGCCAACAUGCCAAGCAACAGCAUAAGUGGGGUGGCUAAGAGAAGCCCUUUGGAAAAAGGACCCGUAAAGGGUGUGUCCAAAAAUAUAAAAAUAAACCUCGCGGGGUCAAAGGGCAUUAUGCAAAAAAGCGGGAUGACCACCAAUCGAGUAAAUCACCCAAACUCGAACAAUUCUGUAACAAAAGACAACAGUAGCAGCAGUAGCGUUAGUCAUGCGAAGCACAUCGGCGGUAAUGUCACCUCCCCCGGAAAGGCGAGCACCCCGAACAACGCUAGCAACGACAACAAGUACUACAGCUCGAACACCAAUCCCCACGAAAACACAACCUUCAACGAAAGUCUAAACCUACACGACAAUGUAAACUUUAACGAAAGCUUAAGCCUCAGCGACAGCACCAACCUGAAUGGCAGUCUGAACAUGAACGGCAGCCUGAACAUGAACGACGCGGGCACCAAUUGUGAAAACCUCAACGGCACAGCAAAUGUUAGCGAGUACGUGAGUAGCGGUGGAAGCGGCGUUGCGGUAAACGCGCCAAGCGGUGGAGGGGUGCAACUACGCCACGGAAACAAGUCCCUCUUCAAAAGUAACCUAAAAAUAUACUACAAAAAUGAGUUAAUCCCCUUUUCGUUCCUCUACCAUAAAGUCCUAACAAUAUUAAAGUCGCACUAUACUAACCAUAUUACGAACAACCCAGGAGUGGCAAACAAAGGCAUAUCAUUUUUCCACAUAGAAAACAUGUUAAUAAAUUUAGGGUUCAAAGGGGUAGACAUAAGUAACCAUGCUUUGCUAAGCUACUUGGCUUCAUCAAAGCAAAUAAAAGUUGAUUUAAAUGAAAAAAGAAUUUGCUACGUGAAUCCCUAUGUAGAUAUAACAAGCGUCACUUCCUUGUUAAACAAAAUAAACAAACAUGGGUUUCUGUACGGAUACGAAAUUAAUGACGAUUUAAUUAAUACCAAUAAAAACAUUUACAAAUGGAUUAACACUUUGCUUUAUGAAAAAAAAGUUCGUUGUAUACGAUCGAAUAACAGCCAUUUGAGAGGAAAAUUAAAGUGCAAACAUUUGCCAUCCUUUUGUGAUAUCUAUGCAAAAAAUAAAUGUGAUAACUGCUUUUACAAUUUAAAGGGAUAUAUCUUCUUCCCUCUUUCUUAUGAACACAUAGAACAGCAGCGCUACUCCAUCACCAACGAUAUUAAAAACCUCUGGGACGAAAUUACGCUGCCCAACCUUGACGACAUUUUAAAAGAAUACAAAUUGAAGUCCACCAACAAAGUUUUCGUGCAUGACAAUGCCCCCAAGAGGAAAAACAAGGAGGACAAGUUCGCGCCCGUCGUUAAGAAAAUGAAACGGAUUUACAACACACACUUGUUCACGGCCGACGAGAUCAAAAAUGAGUUCAUACAGAAGAAGUGA